GGGGCGGGCGGGGUGCGGAGCCGCCGAUCGACUCUUGUUCCCCCGUCGUCCAGCGGCCGUCGGUCGUUUGGCGGCGAUGCAGCUCGGCCGCGGGGCCGUGGUGCUCCUGGGGCUGCUGGUCGGGGGGUGGGCGGCGGCGGCGGGCGCCGGCGGGGAGGCGGAGGAGGAGGAGCAGCAGCAGCAAGAGCAGCAGGAGCAGCACUACCCGCGGGGCGAGCACCGCUCCGACUACGAUCGGGAGGCGCUGCUGGGUGGCCAGGAAGAAGCAGAUGAAUACGAUAAGCUCGCCCCAGAAGAGCAACAGAAAAGACUGAAAGCAAUCAUAAAGAAGAUAGACUUGGACUCGGAUGGCUUACUUACGGACGACGAACUCAGUUCCUGGAUCCAGCUAUCUUUUAAACAUUAUGCUAUGCAAGAAGCGAAACAGCAGUUUGUCGAAUACGAUAAAGAUGGUGAUGGAGUUGUCACGUGGGAGGAGUACAAUAUUCAAAUGUACGACCGUGUGAUUGACUUUGACGAGAACACUGUCCUGGACGAUGCAGAAGAGGAAUCUUUUAGACAGCUUCAUCUGAAGGACAAGAAACGUUUUGAAAAAGCUAACCGCGAUUCCAUUCCUGGUUUGAAUCUGGUUGAAUUUAUUGCUUUUGAGCACCCGGAAGAAGUUGAUUAUAUGACGGAAUUUGUCAUUCAAGAGGCUCUAGAUGAACAUGACAAAAAUGCUGAUGGAUUUGUUAGCUUGGAGGAAUUCCUUGGCGAUUACAGACGAGACUCAACUGCAAGCGAAGAUCCAGAAUGGAUACUUGUUGAAAAAGACCGAUUUGUGAACGAUUAUGAUAAAGACAGUGAUGGCAAACUCGAUCAUCAAGAACUCUUAUCUUGGGUGGUACCCAAUAAUCAGGGAAUUGCCCAGGAAGAGGCUCUUCAUCUAAUCGAAGAAAUGGACUUGAAUGGUGACAAAAAGCUCUCCGAAGCAGAGAUUCUUGAAAAUCAGGACUUGUUCCUUACCAGCGAAGCCACAGAUUAUGGCAGACAGCUCCAUGACAAACACUUCUACCAUGAUGAGCUUUAGUUCCUGUGCAAUCCUGCCUCUUGAGUCCUUAUUUACAGUACUCAAAACUCUGUAACUGUUACCUACUUCACUUUGUGAUAAUAGCAAUGUUUUGCAUUUUAAGACUUUACUGUACUUAGCACUCUUUCAAAGAUGAAACCUCUUCUUAAAUAUUUAUUUCAACUAAUAUUUAAGUGCAACAUUAAUAUCUUGUUCUCUGACAAAGUAAAAUUACAAUUCCUAAAUACUGCAAUCUUGUUAGUACUGUAUUGAGGAAUUUGAGGCGCAUGGGAAUACUUGAAGAAAACGGAGGAUUUGAAUCACUCCUGAACAUUAUGGAAGUAAGUGACUGAGAUAACAGUAGUUUUUGGGAUUUGCUUAAGUAGGAGGUUUAAUAUUUUUGACAAGGGAGGGUGAACGGGCAGUGUUUAGGUUUAGUGUUGGUUUAAAAACCUUUAAAGAAACCUUCUGAAGGACUUAUACCUCAUGCAUUUGUUGAGAAGUUCUCAUUAGUUUUAAAAUGGUUUCUAUAAAGGUUUUAUUGUAUGAAAUAGAACUUUAUAUUUUUGCAUAUGUAUAGAUAGUAAUUAUAUUUAAUGUACAAGUCUAUAGCAUUAUGGUGUGAAAUUUAACAUUGUCCAGAGCCCUUGGCAUUUUUGACUGAUUAAAAAAGUAAAUGAUCCACUUUU
Ornithorhynchus anatinus (platypus) is the source of this 1737-nucleotide messenger RNA. RefSeq names its product reticulocalbin 2 (gene RCN2). Bases 77 to 1069 code for a protein of 330 amino acids. NCBI's taxonomy places the organism in Eukaryota, Metazoa, Chordata, Mammalia, Monotremata, Ornithorhynchidae. Gene Ontology annotation, molecular function: calcium ion binding. Gene Ontology annotation, cellular component: endoplasmic reticulum. The transcript has 7 exons. The record is from RefSeq and is a predicted model, not a curated record.